AUAGACUCUUUGACAAUAAUAGUGGAAUCUGUUAAAACUGUACUACCAAGAAACUGGAGUGUGGCUUAUCAGAUUCAAAAUUGGUUUUAUUUGUUAUUAGUGUGUGCUCGUUAAACAUUCAUACAGAAGUCAUGGGUCCAUGUCUGUAUGUGCAUAGGAAAAGCAUUGAUUGCUAUUUCUGAAAUGCCUUCCACUGAGAUUCUAAGCAGAAACAACUGGUGUUAAUAUGGCGUCUUUCCGAACGUUACCAUACCUGUUCCUGUUGAAUGUUUUAAGUGAUAUUCAAGCAGGGGAUGAUUGUUUAUCAUGUUCAAAACACAACAUUGCAGAACUUGGAAAAAGAACUGUGAUUAUAUGCAAGAGUAAUGUACCCAUUGUAUCUAUGAUAAUGAGUUUCUGCCCCCUCAAGGGAGACCGCUGUUUUGCCAAAGGUGUCAUCUAUCAAAAUAAUAUUACCUUGACUGAUGGUGAAACAACACUGGAAUUUCACAACAAUACGGCUUCUCUGAGUAUUAACCAAAUAAAGAUAUCACAUGAAGGAAACUAUAAAUUAGGUCAUGUAGGUGCAAACUGUAUGAAUAACCAGAAUAUAUUUCUAGAAGUGUUUGCACCAUAUACGACUCCUCAAAUAAUGGAACAGGAGGGUAAUCUUAUUUGUACAGCAUCUGGAGGUUACCCAGAGGAGAAGCUCUAUUGGGUUUCUAAAGCUGGAACUAAUCUGACCCAUAAGUCAGCAUCUCAGUCUGUGAAAAAUGAGGAUGGGUCAUUCAACCUGAGCAAUACCCUUCAACUGGAAUCUGCUCCCUCUGAAACGGAAUAUUGCUGUGUUUUCAACCCCACAAGAGUUCCUAACAGAAAACCAGGAUCAUCCUUCACCCCAACUCAGGCCUAG
Thamnophis elegans (Western terrestrial garter snake) is the source of this 892-nucleotide messenger RNA. Its product is annotated as CD276 antigen-like. Gene Ontology annotation, cellular component: external side of plasma membrane. Gene Ontology annotation, biological process: cellular response to lipopolysaccharide; immune response; T cell costimulation. The transcript has 6 exons. The coding region runs from base 227 to 892 and encodes 221 amino acids. NCBI's taxonomy places the organism in Eukaryota, Metazoa, Chordata, Lepidosauria, Squamata, Natricidae. The record is from RefSeq and is a predicted model, not a curated record.